GUAUUUUCCAUGUCUUGCGACGAGGCCGUAUCGGUGGAAGAGCUGACGGCGCUCGUGCAAGCCAUCAAGUUUGCGCACCCGGAGUUCACGGUCAAGCAGGUGCACUCACAAGUGCUCUCGCAUGAAGGCAAGUUCGCCACCGUGCCUGUGGCGCGUGUGAAGAAGUACCUCAAGAAACUUGGAUUAACGGGUGACUUGUCUGCGUCAAGUGGAGACAAUUCCACGACUGCACCCGUGUCUUUGAUGACAGUGGGUGGUGAUUCCAAGUCUCAGGUUUAUACAGCACCACCUGCCUCAUCCUCUGCCCAAGAAGACGACGACUCGCAUUGGGCUGCUGUGCCUCUCGACGUCCCGGCCAUGCAAGUGUCGUCGCAUCCCCACCAAGCCGUGAUUCGCAUGACCGAAGCAACUACCGCGGGGUCAUCCACGGGUGCAUUGGGUGAGAUCUACAAGAUCCAGAAAGCCAUGGCCACCGACGGAAACGACGAAAAGCUGCCCAUGCUAAUGUACAACAAAGACCGAUCUCGCAAGACGUUUCUGCAUCCAACUUCGACGGUCGGGUACGACGCAAUCAGUGCCUGGAUCGAUCGCGUGGGAGCUAGUGGCGUCGGCGGUGGCACGAAAGCGUACUUUUACGGUCGCCUCGGUCGCACAUCAGUGGCGUCCAAGCUCGUCUUUGUUAACGUGCACACUCUUGCCCCAUCUCAGCCAUGGUGAUGCCGUGAAGCCAACUUGUCCUCCUAUUCUUCUAGUUCUGGUUAAGUUGGUGAGUUUUUGCUAGUUUGAAAAGUUUUCGAGUACUGGCGUGUGUACUCAUGGUAAACCCAAUUUGUUCAAUGUAUCGCUAGCCGGCGCCCACGUGUUCAUGUUACA
This is a messenger RNA of Aphanomyces invadans, 873 nucleotides long. RefSeq lists its product as hypothetical. The transcript has a single exon. Bases 10 to 717 code for a protein of 235 amino acids. The record is from RefSeq and is a predicted model, not a curated record. Lineage: Eukaryota; Oomycota; Saprolegniomycetes; Saprolegniales; Verrucalvaceae.